GAUAACAAUUCUGACAAAUUAAAACAAAAAGAGCAGAAGAAAACGCACAAAGAUAAAAAUCUGUAUUCAUGUACGAUGUGUGAUAAAUUGUUUUCUCAAAAGACUCACUUGAUCUACCACAUGAGAACGCACACAGGUGAGAAGCCUUUCUCAUGCAAGUUUUGUGGAAAAUGUUUCAGUCGAGAAAGUAUUGUGAACAAUCACCUGAGAAUCCACACAGGCGAAAAGCCCUUCUCAUGUCUGACCUGUGGAAAAAGUUUCACUCUCAAACAUAAGUUGACGGAUCACAUGAGAAUUCACACAGGUGAGAAACCGUUUCCGUGCAACGCUUGUGAUAAAUCUUUUAAUCUAAAAAGCAAUCUGAAGCAGCACCUGAGAAUCCACACGGGCGAGAAGCCUUUCUCAUGUGUGACCUGCGGUAAAAGUUUCAGUCAAAGAAGUCAAGUAACGCUUCACAUGAGAAGUCACACGGGGGAGAAGCCAUUUUCAUGUCUGACAUGUGGAAAAAGUUACAGUCAGAAAGGCCAUUUGACAGUUCACAUGCGAAUUCACACAGGUGAGAGGCCGUUUCCAUGUAGCACCUGUGGAAAAACCUUCAGUCGAAGAAGUCGUUUAAAAAAACACGUGAGAAUUCACACAAGAUAGACGUCCUGUGUGACCUGUGGGAAGUGUCUCAGUUUA
Xiphophorus maculatus (southern platyfish) is the source of this 681-nucleotide messenger RNA. Its product is annotated as gastrula zinc finger protein XlCGF57.1-like. Gene Ontology annotation, biological process: regulation of transcription by RNA polymerase II; central nervous system development. The transcript is spliced from 2 exons. Gene Ontology annotation, molecular function: RNA polymerase II cis-regulatory region sequence-specific DNA binding; DNA-binding transcription factor activity, RNA polymerase II-specific. The record is from RefSeq and is a predicted model, not a curated record. Gene Ontology annotation, cellular component: nucleus. The coding region runs from base 76 to 645 and encodes 189 amino acids. NCBI's taxonomy places the organism in Eukaryota, Metazoa, Chordata, Actinopteri, Cyprinodontiformes, Poeciliidae.